This is a messenger RNA of Colius striatus (speckled mousebird), 321 nucleotides long. RefSeq names its product apovitellenin-1. The transcript is spliced from 3 exons. NCBI's taxonomy places the organism in Eukaryota, Metazoa, Chordata, Aves, Coliiformes, Coliidae. Gene Ontology annotation, biological process: lipid metabolic process. Gene Ontology annotation, cellular component: chylomicron. The record is from RefSeq and is a predicted model, not a curated record. Bases 1 to 321 code for a protein of 106 amino acids. Gene Ontology annotation, molecular function: enzyme inhibitor activity.
AUGCUGCAAUCCAGGGCACUCGCGAUAGCUCUGAUUCUGCUCCUCAGCACCACUCUCCCCGAAGUGCAUUCAAAGUUCACCUCUGAUAAAGACCGCCGUGACUGGUUGGUCACCGUCGAUGCAAUUGCAAUUUACAUCUAUGAAUCUGUGAGCAAGGUGUCCCCUAAAAUCGGUCAGAUCUUGGCAGAUGCUGCCCAGACUACACCAGUUGUUGUGACCAGGAACUUCUUCAUCAGAGAAACAGCUAAAAUCACUAUAAUGGUUGAUCAGGUGAUUGAAAAAAUGAAAAACCUGUGCUACAAAAACUUCGUAGGCUACUAG